Nematolebias whitei (Rio pearlfish) is the source of this 2069-nucleotide messenger RNA. RefSeq names its product glycoprotein (transmembrane) nmb (gene gpnmb). Gene Ontology annotation, biological process: cell adhesion. The record is from RefSeq and is a predicted model, not a curated record. NCBI's taxonomy places the organism in Eukaryota, Metazoa, Chordata, Actinopteri, Cyprinodontiformes, Rivulidae. The transcript has 12 exons. The coding region runs from base 73 to 1941 and encodes 622 amino acids. Gene Ontology annotation, molecular function: integrin binding.
GAGGAGAAGGAGCAGAGGAGGAGCAGGACAGGGAGCAACUGCCUGUUCCAGACCUGACAAGUUAUUGAGCAGAUGGAGAUGUUGUGCGUGUCCCUCCUGGCCUGUGUCUGUUUGGUUCAUCAAGCUGAUGGAAGAAGAAUAUACGGUGACAUCUUCCCUCACAAGCACUCAGCAGCGCAGAAGUUUCCAUUUCCAGUCCCUCCCAUCCCUGGCUGGCAGCCUGACACCAACCCCUGGGAUGAUUACCUCUACCCACCCCUCAACUCAAAGCCAAGCAAGCCCAUGCAUCACAGAGACAAACCCAGAGUCCGACUGACCAGUGACAGUCCAGCUCUCAACGGUUCGCUCAUAACCUUCACGGCGAGGUUGGAGUAUCCUCCGUGUCAGAAGGAGGAUGCAAACGGGGAGCCCGUCUGGGACGAGCGCUGUGAGGACGGUGCAGAGCUGGAGGCCUCAGCAAACGGACAGGUUCGAUCUGGUUAUGUGUACAACUGGACUUCCUGGCUGGAUGACUAUGGUUUUGGAAAAUGUCCAGAUGUGAAAAAAUGCAACGUGUUCCCUGAUGGGAAGCCGUUCCCUCAGAACAACAGCUGGAGGAGAAAGAGCUACGUCUACGUUUGGCACACGAUGGGUCAGUACUUUGAGAAGUGCGAUGACUCAUCAUCCAGUGUGACCAUCAACACCACCAACAUCCCUCUGGGGGCAGAAGUCAUGGAGGUCAUGGUCUACAGGAAGCGCGAGCGCAGGAAGUACAUCCCUCUCGCCUCCGACGACACCGUCUACAUGAUCACAGAUAAGAUCCCCUUGGCGGUGGACAUCUCCCAGAAGUCUCAGGUGAACAGGUCUGUUUUCAUUCGUGGCGAGGACGUUGUCUUCAAGGUCCAGCUGCACGACCCCAGCGGCUACCUAAAGACGGCAGCUUCUGUUGACUUCAUCUGGGAUUUCAGCGAUGGCAACCAGCUGGUGACGCGCCGCGACGUGGCCACGCACACCUACAGCACGCUCGGGAACAUGAGCGUGAAGCUGGUGGUGGAGGCAGCGUUCCCUGCUGCGUGUCUGCCCACCUCUGCCACCCCGACUGCAAGACUUGUCACAUCGCCCCCUCACAAAGAAACCUCCACACCUCCACCUGUCACCCACACUGCUACAACUAACGUGCAGACGACACCCGCACCACCCAGCACCCGCCAGCCUCUUACCUCCUCCUCCACUUCCAUGACUACGGGGUCACCCACAACUGAGCGUCUUCCUCCCACGGCUUCCUCCGAGUCCAACAGCAGCCCCCUGCCCUGGCUGCGCACCAGGCAUCUCAGCAGCGAGUGUUUCUGGUACGCCUACGGGACCUUCACCGGCAACAUCACCAUCACUGAACCAAAGCACCAGUUGAACAGCUGGCCAAAAAGUCUCAUUGUGGACGUGUCAGCAGCCAGAGUGACCAACACUGACGUCACCUUCCAGGUGAAAUGUGUGGGCAGCAUCCCCACCUCAGCCUGCACCAUCGUGUCAGAUCCUAGCUGCUCACACGUGUGCAGCGUCACGUGCGACGACGUGCCCCCGUCGGCAGAGUGCGAGGUGCACCUGACGCGACGGUUCCUGGAACCUGGCACCUACUGCGUGAACAUCACCCUGGAGAACUCCAGCAGCAUGGCACUGGCCAGCACCACCAUCACCAUCAGCAAGUCUCAGGAAGCUGCUGGGCCUAAACCCCCCAACACUGCAGGGGUGGUUCUGUCUUCAUGCGCCGUCAUAGUGGCUGUCUUUGCAUUCAUCGCCUAUCUGGUCUACAAGCGUCACAGAGUCUACCGGCCCAUCCAGAGGGCACUGGUUGCGGAUGCCCGAGGCCAUGUUGGGGCUGCAGGUCACAUGGUUCGCCUGAAGGAGUCACUCUUCCCGUCCAGUGAGGAGAGCCGUCACCUGCUGACUGAGAGACAUGCUCUGUAGGAUUGAAAGAGCAGCAUCCAUUCCAGUUCUCCACUUUAAAACACCAUUGAGUAGAAAGCAAAUGCUUAAUUAUGGAGAAAAACACAUCAGUAAAUAAUAUAUAUUUGUGUCUUAGUUUAGUUUUAUAA